Messenger RNA from Ostrea edulis (European flat oyster), 2817 nucleotides. Its product is annotated as prestin-like. Gene Ontology annotation, molecular function: chloride transmembrane transporter activity; sulfate transmembrane transporter activity; oxalate transmembrane transporter activity. The record is from RefSeq and is a predicted model, not a curated record. The transcript is spliced from 16 exons. Gene Ontology annotation, cellular component: membrane. Lineage: Eukaryota; Metazoa; Mollusca; Bivalvia; Ostreida; Ostreidae. Gene Ontology annotation, biological process: transmembrane transport. Bases 1 to 2355 code for a protein of 784 amino acids.
AUGAGUACGUUUAGAGUGGAUAUUGGGGACAUCCCGUCUGAUCAGUUAACCAAUCCGAAUAAAAAGCACGUAGAUGGCGAGAAACCCAAACUGUAUCACACCUCAGAGUUCCGGAAAGAGUAUCGUAAAGAGGACCCAGAACUUACGUUUUCUGAAAAAUGCAAAAAGACGGCCAGAAAUUUGACUAACUGUUCCAAUAAGAGGAAAUGUGUGGAGAAAGUCUUGCCUUUCCUGAGGAUUUAUAGAAAGUACAAGAUUAAAACAGACUUACCAAAUGACGUCAUCGCUGGAUUUACCGUCGGUAUUAUGCAACUUCCUCAAGGAAUGGCGUAUGCCAUGUUGGCAGAUAUGCCCCCAGUUGUUGGAUUGUAUAUGGCCUUCUUCCCAGUUUUAAUUUAUUUCUUCUUUGGAACAUCUCGUCAUAUAUCAAUGGGAACGGUAGCCGUUGUAAGUCUGAUGACUGGUUCCGUUGUAUCCAAUAUUUCACCACAAAAGUCAAACUCUGUUCUACCGACGGGUCUAUCUGCAAACAACACGUACAUCAACGACACGAUGGGGGGCAAUGACACUCUCAGCCUGACGACGAUGCUCCCGACAAUCGCCUCGGCAGACGACGAUUUCGUCAUGCAGAAAUUAGCCCUGGCCUCCUCCAUGUGUUUUCUAGUUGGAGUUGUUCAGGUUAUAUUCGGCGCCUGUAGACUGGGAUUUGUUACCACUUACAUGUCGGAUCCUCUAGUCAGUGGUUUCACUACCGGAGCAGCGGUCCAUGUCUUUACUAGUCAGGUCAAAUACGUGUUCGGAUUGAAAAUCCCUAGAUUCCCCAAUCUCUUCCAAAUAAUCUACACAUACAAGGCAAUUAUCGAGAACCUGCCCAAUACCAAUUACGUCACAGUUAUCAUUUCAGCUAUUUGCAUGGUGAUAUUGUAUAUAGUCAAAGUUCAGAUCAAUCAACGAUUUAAGCACAAACUCAAAGUCCCAGUUCCUAUAGAACUUUUGGUGGUUGUAGGAGGGACACUUUUGUCGUAUUUUUUUAACUUCCACACAGAGUACAACAUCAAAAUUGUGGGAAAGGUUCCAGCAGGGUUGCCUGAACCACAAAUUCCGAAUCUGAAGAGUGCUUUUGAACACGUUAGUGAUGCCAUUAUCAUCGCUGUUGUUGCCUUUGCUCAAUCAGUUUCACUGGCGGCCCUGAUGGCAAAGAAACACAAUUAUACCAUGGAUUCGAACCAGGAGCUUAUUGCAUAUGGUGCUGGGAACAUUUUCGGGUCUUUCUUUUCUUGUUAUCCGUUUGCAGCUUCUGUAUCUAGAUCAUCCGUGCAAGAUUCUGCCGGCGGAAGAACACAGGUUACGAGUGUGUUUUCUGCCUCGUUAGUUCUGGUUGUGAUAAUUCUAAUUGGACCACUGUUUGAAUCACUCCCCAAUUGCGUUCUCUCCUCUAUCAUUAUGGUGGCCUUAAGAAGUAUGUUUCUUCAAGUUCUGGAGUUGAAGAAUUUGUGGAAAGUCUCCAGAUACGAUUGUGUGAUCUGGGUGGUGACAUUCCUGGCUGUCGUCAUUUUGUAUGUGGACCUGGGACUCUGGGUUGGCCUGAUCUUCUCCUUCCUCACUGUAGUUGUCAGAACCCAAUGUGCCAAAGCAGUGUCUUUACAGAAGAUACCCGAUGUUGAAAUGUUUGCUGAUGACAAGAAGUACCUAAAGACUCAAGCACAACUUGGCAUAAGGGUGAUUGGUUUUAACUCGCCUUUAUAUUAUGCGAAUGGUGACAUGUUCGUGAAACAGGUUUUCCAGAUUGUAGGACUGAAACCGGAGAGAGCACGAAAGCAAAUCAAACGCCUGGGUUCCAUACUGGAAUUCCGCAGAGUGAGCCAAAUGACCUUGGUUUGUGGUUCCUACAGCCAUGUUGACCCCAAACCACCUCUGACUCCAACACAUAGCAUAGGUGAUCACGGAAGCGUAUCUCUGUCUAUAAGCAAUGGUUCUGGGGAAAUAAGCCAACGUAACAGUACAGCAGAUCUCCAUAGCAACGGAAACGGAGUUAGGUCACGAAACGGAAGCAUUAAGCCCAGCAGUUGCAACUUGGCAUAUGUUCAUCACGUGAUCAUUGACUGUUCUAGCAUGUGCUUUAUCGACUCCGUGGGAAGCAAAAUUCUUAAACAGGUUAUUGAAGAGUACAGGACAGUCGGUACGGUCGUAUUUUUGGCAGCUGUACGAGAUGAAGUAUGGAGGGUUCUGGAAGCCACUGGAUUCGUAGAGAAAUAUGAUUCACAAAUCUAUCUUUCUGUUCACGACGCUGUAAUAGCAGCUACAAUAGAAGGCGAGGGAGAGAACGCAGAUGAUGCGGGUUCAACACAUAUCUAAAUACAAGGACACAAAGGGCAGGAGAAUCAGGAGAGCUUUAAUGUCUUCCACAUAUCAUCCAUGCUGUUCCAAGUACAACUGCGAGAACAGAUCAUUUUUAUUAGUUAUAUUAACCUCAUAUUUGUCUGUCACGUUAUUUGUUUGCGUCAUACGAUUACAUUUCUGAGACGUUUUUCAUUAUAAUUUACAAAUCUUCAUUAAAUCAUACGUCAUACAUGUCAAAACGAGGAAUGUCAAAGUACACAUAUUCAAAUGUUAUAUAUUUUAAAAUGCGAAAUAUUCAUAUACUAUUUCCAAAAAUAUGUUUGUUGUUAAAUUGUUGUUGAAAACAUAACAUGCAGUUGUUUAUUGCAUAAAGUUGUUUACAUUUAUUGAUAUUAUGUUAAAACAGAGAAUAUAGUUUACUCUUUUAUUGCACCAUGUAUCGAAUAUGUAACAAUAUAAUAAAACCAAGAAAAUUAA